This is a messenger RNA of Ceratotherium simum simum (southern white rhinoceros), 3617 nucleotides long. It is a transcript of the gene LRRC61, whose product is annotated as leucine rich repeat containing 61. The record is from RefSeq and is a predicted model, not a curated record. Gene Ontology annotation, cellular component: cytoplasm. Lineage: Eukaryota; Metazoa; Chordata; Mammalia; Perissodactyla; Rhinocerotidae. Gene Ontology annotation, biological process: outer dynein arm assembly; regulation of transcription by RNA polymerase II. Gene Ontology annotation, molecular function: protein dimerization activity.
CCCUGGGUUUCCAUUUCUUCAGUUAUAAACAGGAGCUGAGCCUGGGCCCAUCUUCUCAUUUCUCCAAGUUCCUAAGCAUGUUGGAAGUAGAAAAAGUCAAAAAGCCCCCCAAGAGACAUACACCCUCAGGAUCAGUGGGGCAGGAGCCCCCUGUGUGUGCUGACACCACCAUGACCAGACUCAAGAGCCCCGCUGCUACCCUGGCUUCUCCCAGCCCUGAGUUCAACACCAGGGCUACCAACACCUUUCAUGGACUUGGCUGGGGUGCCAGGGGGCGCCUGCCAGAGACUGAGGUCAAACUUGAGUUUGUAGAUGUAGACGAGAAGGCCGGCAGUGGCCACAGGAAGAUCAGACCCUCCGGCUCCCAAAAGGGGAGUGAGAGGGAUCUGUUCCUGCAAAGGAAGAAGCCCUCCCUCCUCCCCAAUAGCUUGUUGGUCCCUUCACCUGUCCAAGUUUUCCUGGAAGAGCAGGAAGAAGGUGCCCUGGGCCUAUGUGUCUGUAGUGAGAAGAGAAGAGUGUGUUCCCUGGGGAGGCUUGGUCUUCACCCAGCUGCCUCCAGUGCAAAGUGCCAGCCCAGCCCUGGGCAGAAUAAGCCAAAGGGAGACUCUAGACUCUGUGGUCUUAAGUCUGUGCUUCAGCAGAAGCCCGUUGUGCAGCCUGAGAAGAAGGUGUCCAAGCAGAAGGCACGUGGACGGAGAGAGGAGCAGGAGCCCGCAGGAAAGAAGUGGAGGGAUCCAGUGCUCAGCUCUGGCCAGGCCCCUGCUGCCCCAGCACUGGCCCAGGCGACCAGGCUGGACAGGUCAGAGGUGGGCCAGCCUAGUGUGAAUGAGGAGGCAAGGCGAGCUGACAUCCUCAUAGCCUGUCUGGCCAGAGAAGUGCGGCGCCUCAAGAAGUGGAAGAAGAGACAUUUGCUUCCUGGUGUGGGGGAGAAGUCACCCUUGCUGAGCCUCCAGAAGCCGCCCUGCUUGAAGAAGCUGGUCAGAACUAUCAAAGCAGAGACCAAGGGCUGGGCUUCUCCCAGGUGUUCCCCGGGCCCUCUGGACACCACAGGUCAGAAGCCCACGUUGGAUGUCAGACGGUUCUUUACCGUCGACUGCAAGAACAUCUGCCACAUCACCUGCACUCUGUGUCACGCCAGCAUCAGACAGGGCAGAAUUAAGGGGCAGUCCCAAACCUCAGGCCUGGUCUGUCACCUGGUGAGUAAGCAUGGGCUAGAGAGGGAGAGAAGGCCGGCUGCAGCCAGCCCCGGGGAGAAGCAGGCAGGAGUAGGGGAGAAGCAGAAGGGCCUGCCCGCAGGUGCCACCAGCCUGGCCUGUGAGGGAGUCCCGUCCCCAAGAUGCUGUCCAGAUGCCUCACCUUUGGAAGACAGUGACAGUGAUGGGCAGCCGACCCCCGGCAGGCCUGAGCAGCUGUUACUGGAUCCACCACUCUUGCCUGCUCCCACCAAAGAUGAACCUGCUGCUCCUCCCAUGGCAAUCGGGGAGGACAGGGGUGGCAUAUAUGCCCCCAACCAGCCCCGAGCACAGGCCUGGAACCACAGCAUCGCCGAGUUGCUCUGCAGCCUGGCACUGCCACUCUCCUUUGUUUCGUCCCCACCCUUCAGAAAGUUUAUGGCGCAGGUGGAUCCUUGCUACCAUCUGCCAUCUCCAGCCUUUUUCUCUGAUAAAGCCUUGCCUCUGCUCCACGAGGCGAUGGGCGAGCAGGUGUGUCAGGAGAUGCAGUGGGCUGAGGGCAGCCGCCUCCACCUCACUGUGUCCAGGGCAGCCCAGGUCUCAGUCGUGGACUAUGUAGCCAUCACUGCCCACUGGGGGGUGAUACAGCCGGGGAGCCGGCAGGUGGUGGUGGGGAAUCUGAGGAAGCGAGCCGUGCUCUGGGUCCGAGGCCUGCCCCUGGAGAGCACUCUGGAGGACCGGCAGCGGGAGCUGCGGGAGCAGGUCAGCCUGUGGCUUGGCCGUGGCUCCCUGCAGCCAGGCUUCCUGGUCUCGAGCGGCUGCCCCAGCCUGGAGCAGACAGUCAGGAUGGAGGGCUACACCCAGGUCCCUUGCUUUGCCCACUGCCUCGACUCCCUGGUGAAAAACUUUCUGUGUCACCAUCAUAGCGUCCAGAUCAUCCUGGGCACAGCCAGGGCCAUCUGCAGCCAUUUCCAAGGCUCUGCAGAGGCCCGGCGGCUCCUCACCCAGCUGCAGCGGCAGUGUGGCCUCCCGGCCCAGCAGCCCUUUUGGGAGCUCUCUGACCACUGGGUCUCCACCUACCGCUUGAUGGAGUGGCUAGUGGAGCAGCAGCAGCCACUGCAAGAGUAUGAGGAGAAACACCAGCUGGGGAAGGCCGAGACGGCCCUGUCGGCCAUGUUUUGGAGCCUGACGGUCAGUCUGGUUAAGCUCCUGCAGCCUUUCCAGGUGGUGUUCCGGGAGGCAGGCGCGGCGCAGACAUCUUUAAGCCAGGUGCUGCCCCAGCUGCGCUACCUGAAUAUUUUCCUGGAGCAGGUGCAUGGGCACUUCAAGGAGCAGAGCGGCGGGGAGAUGGGUGCAGCCGUCCGGCUGGCCGAGGGCUUGGCCCUGCAGCUCUCCACAGACUGCCAGCUCAAUGAGCUCUUCCAUCGUGAGGAGUUUGUGCUGGCGACCCUCCUGGACCCCCGCUUCAAGGGGAAGAUAGAGGCCAUCCUGCCUGUGGGGGCCGACAUUGACCACUGGAAGCAAGUUCUUGUGUACAAGGUGAAGGAGAUUAUGGUGUCUGAAUACUCCUUGCCUCCCUCCCCCUCUCUGCAGAGCCCCAGGGCUGUGCCUGUGGACGCUACCCUGAAUGGCGGAGUAGCUCAGAGCCCCGGGGCCGAGGGGAAGGGCCUGAAGGAGCCUGUGCAGAGAGGCAGCAGCUCUGGGUCUCUGCUCCUGGGCCAGAGGGAGAAGAGCUUGCUGGAGCAGCUGGAAAGCGUAGGGCUGCUGGCGUCCAAGAGGAGCGGAGCCUCGCUCGUCACUGAGAACCACCUGGCCAGCGUCAUCGUCAAGAAGUACCUGCGUGAGAACGAGACAGUUGGCACCCAGGAGGACCCACUGGCUUACUGGGAGAAGAAGCGGGAGGUCUGGCCAGCCCUGGCAAGACUGGCCACUGUCUAUCUGUCCUGCCCUGCCACGGGCGCCUUCUCUGGAAGUGUCUUUGCCUCCCUGGACAGCCCUGCCAUCGUGGAGCACAGCUCUCCUCUCUCGGUGGAGACGGUUGAGCAUCUCCUCUUCUUGAAGAGCAACCUGGAGAAUUUCCCCAACUACACCCCCCCACCCCUUAUCUUCCCUGGUGGAGACCUGGCUGAAGGGGAGCAGGCCAGUGAGUCUGACCUCAUGGUCUGAUGCCCUCAAAAUCUGCCUGUAGGAACUCUGUAGUAGAUAAAAGGAGAGAGCUCAGUGUUGCGUCCUAGGCCAUUAGACAGGGACAGCCAGAAUCUUAAACCUAUUUGGAAAGAAUGGGGAUGGUUUCUCAGUUCUUGUCAGAUUGCCAUUUGUUUUUCAGAGAGAUGUCAUUUUCCAUCCCCCCAUUGCUUAAUUUAUCUCUAGCGGUGUGUGCAUAGAAAAGGUUUCCUCGGUUCCUAAGUGACUGUGAGUUGUACUUUGUAGUUUUAUAAAUGGUAA